This is a messenger RNA of Drosophila persimilis, 4576 nucleotides long. RefSeq names its product sodium- and chloride-dependent glycine transporter 1 (gene GlyT). NCBI's taxonomy places the organism in Eukaryota, Metazoa, Arthropoda, Insecta, Diptera, Drosophilidae. Gene Ontology annotation, cellular component: membrane. The transcript has 12 exons. Gene Ontology annotation, biological process: sodium ion transmembrane transport. The coding region runs from base 583 to 4416 and encodes 1277 amino acids. The record is from RefSeq and is a predicted model, not a curated record.
CUAACUUCAUUGUCUGGUCAAUUAUCUGGGAAUUCGAAUUCAGCUUUAUUAUUGUAUUGCUACACUGGCCAGUUUCAGGCAUGGAUGGAUGAGGCAGGUUCCAGGAAUGGCCAAAUGGACAUGAAAUAUCGCACAACAAUUCUGCAUUUCUGUAGUAUACUUUUUGGAAAAUUGAACAUAUGAAUCGAUCCGAGUGAAUCAUAAUUAAUCAGUCAGCUCUGCUGCAACAAUUUAUCGAGAGAAUCUGCCCGGGGAAGUUCGCCGCAAGGCAAGGCAAAGGCAUCAGUUUGCCUAAAAGUUACAAUUCAUGCAGGAAAUCGCAUUAAUCACAGGGAACAUCUAGCAGCUGAAGUGGAGAGCGAGAUACAAAUUUCCACGGACUAUAAAAUCAAAAACCCAUCAGCAAGAGGAAAUAGCGCAAAAUUGGGGCAGAGAAUAGAAUGCAAUUAACGGCAGCUUUGCCCGAAGAGACAGUAGGAAAAGCAGCAGCAGUUUCCACAGCAUCGACAAGCUCAUUGAGAAAAUUCAUCUAAGCAGCUCUACGCGAAAAAGCAAACUACUCGAAAAGGACAGCAGUAAACCAUGGACAAGAAAUCGAAGAGUAAAGCUAAAAUGAAAGGUCUAAAGCCUAACAAGGAGUCGAGCACUAUGCUGGAUGUGGAUCUGUGGGAGCAAAACGAAGAUCGCUUCACCACCAUCGACAUUCCGGGACCAAAGGCACUGGGCAAGAAGAGCGCUGCAGAAGCGGUCAUCGGAGGCGGUGGCGGAGGAAUAGGAAACGCACCAGUAGCGGGAGCAGCGGUGGGAGCUCUGCCCUCUGGGGUUGUCUGCCCAUCUAAUGCAUUGGCCUUGGCCAAGGACGUUGUCUCAGUACCGAAGGCAUCCAAAGCAGCCGCGCAAAUGAGCACCACCCCCACAGCGUUAAGCAUUGCUGGCUGCGCCUCUGGCACUGCUCUGGUCACACUCGAUGCCGCACUCGUGGAGGCUGCCGAUGGCGGGACAGAGCCGGAGCGCGGCAAUUGGAGCGGUCGCUUCGACUUUCUACUCUCGCUUUUGGGCUACUCCGUGGGCUUGGGAAACGUCUGGCGCUUUCCCUAUCUCUGUUACAACAACGGCGGAGGUGCUUUUCUGAUUCCCUUCACCAUAAUGCUGGUGAUUGCGGGGCUACCCCUAAUGUUCAUGGAGCUGUCGUUUGGCCAAUACGCUGCUUUGGGACCAGUGGCCGUAUACAGGCGCUUCUGCCCUCUGUUCCGCGGCCUAGGUACUGGCAUGAUCCUGGUAUCGGCUAUUGUUAUGCUCUACUAUAACCUAAUCAUUGCUUGGACCAUAUUCUAUAUGUUUGCAUCCCUGGGCACCACGCUUCCUUGGCAGAACUGCGAGCCGGCAUGGAGCACGAAACAUUGCUUCUCGUAUGUCCAGGCGGAUCAGUGCGAGGCCACCAACGGCACCUACUAUCUACGCACCUGCUACAAUUCCACCGUGGCCGAGGAAAAUAACAUAACGACCCUGGCCCUGCAUGCUCUGAAGCGUCCACCAGCCGAGGAAUACUUUAACAAUUUUGUGCUAGGUCUGUCGUCCGGCAUCGAGGAGACGGGUAGCAUUAAGCCCUCUUUGGCGGGCUGCCUCUUCAUGGCCUGGGUAAUUGUGUUCCUUUGCCUGUGCAAGGGUGUGCAGUCCUCCGGAAAGGUUGUAUACUUCACCGCUCUCUUUCCGUAUGUCGUUCUGGUCAUACUGUUUGUGAGGGGUGUAACCCUUCCCGGCGCCAGUACUGGCAUACUAUUCUAUCUGACACCCGACUGGAAGCAGCUGGCCAAUGCUCAGGUGUGGGGCGAUGCGGCGGUGCAGAUAUUCUUUGCCCUCAGUCCCUCCUGGGGUGGACUGAUUACCCUCUCCUCCUACAACAAGUUCUCCAACAAUUGCUACAAGGACUCCAUGAUCGUGGCUUUCUGCAAUAUUGCCACGUCGUUCUUUGCUGGGCUGGUGAUCUUCUCUAUCAUUGGCUUUCUGGCUCACGAGCUGGAUGUGGAUGUGGGAAAAGUGGUGGACCAGGGUGCUGGGCUGGCAUUCAUUGUCUAUCCGGAGGUCGUCACCCGACUGCCAAUCUCCCCGGUGUGGUCGGUACUCUUCUUUGUAAUGCUUUUGACCCUGGGCCUGGACUCGCAGUUCGCUUUGAUGGAAACCGUGACAACGGCGAUUUUGGACAAGUUUCCCAACCUGCGUCACUCCAAGAUUUGGGUGGUACUGUCGGUUGCUAUAUUUGGGUAUAUCGGCGGGCUCGGCUUCACCACCAACAGCGGGAUGUAUUGGCUUCAGCUGAUGGACAAAUAUGCAGCCAAUUGGUCUGUCCUACUCAUUGCCAUCUCGGAGUGCAUUCUUAUCUCCUGGGUGUACGGAUCACAGCGUUUCCUCAACGACAUUCAGGGCAUGAUUGGCAAGAGGUCCUGGUUGUGGAACACUUUCUGGGGCAUCAUGUGGCGCUACAUAACCCCAGCCACUCUUUUGUUUAUCCUGUUCUUCAAUUGGGUCGAAUACAAGCCGGCCAAGUAUGGGCACUACGUCUAUCCAUUGUGGGCUGACACUGUGGGCUGGAUCAUCGGACUUCUGCCCGUGUUUAUUGUGUUCCUGGUAGGUUUUCAGCAGAUCUGGAAGGCUCCCAAGCACCUCAGCUUCCUGGAGCGUAUCAAGUUUCUUCUUAAGCCCACCGCCGAAUGGGGACCGGCAGGCAGACCCUGCGUCAACCUGCAUGCCGAACGUUAUCAGACCCAGAACUACGAUGGUGUGACCAAUGCACAGAUCCUGGUCCAUGUGGAAAUAACACCCAAAACGGCUACUGCAUCCUCGUCGACGGUGGUGACCGUUGAUGUGGAUGUUGAUGUUCUGCCACUGGCAACGGUUGGCAAGCUGCCAGGACCAAGCAUCUUGAAGUCCUCAGCGAAAUACAGCAGCAUUCAACAGGCGGUAGAUGACAAUGGCAAGCACAGGGGCCAGACUCAGACCAGUUCUAGCAAGAAGCCACUCAUCGUAACAGAUACGGAAAAAAAGAAGAACAAUCAAAAAGGUGAACAAAAUUUGGCUAGCACUACCAAGGUUCUGUCUACUGGCACCAUGAGCAGCGGACGUGAAUGCAUCACCAUGUCCACAUUCGCAGGGGCUGGUGAGAAAGACUCAAAGAAAGUAAAUCAGCCGACACUUGGAGCUGUUGGGUCGGUCAAAGCGUCCAUAACAUCUGGUGGACCUCCCUUGAAGCCCAUGGCUUCUACUGUUGCAUCUCGCACAUCUCCACCUGGAAAUGUCUGUGCUGCUGUACCUCAAGUCAGGGCAUCACCGACAGCAGCUAUAUACUGUGAAGAGGACGGAGCUCGGAUCAAAACGACCUCAUCAGUAGCGAUGGGUGCUUUUUCAGUCUCAGGAAGGACACAAUCAACUCUUGGUACCACAGAGAUAGCUAAACUCAAAACAACUAAAACAACUCUUGCUGGUAGUGUAUCAGAGGACAAGCCUAAAGCUGGGCCAACUAUAUAUCGCACUGGAACGAAGCCAACCGCAUCUUUGACAGCGUCUAAGCCAAACACUACAGCUUCAUCGACAGUAAACGUUAGUGCGGCCAGCACCACAACAGUCAAUGCCAAAAUAAAUGCAAAUGCAGCUUCAAACGAUCAAAAGACGCAAGCUGCCGGUAUAACUGUGACGACAAUUACACAGACAGCUGUUUGUGUUGCCAAUGAGAGAGCGGAGCCAUCGCCAAUUUCUGCCAAAGGAAUGCCGAUUUCAGUGAUUUCAACAACAACAACUUUAGCGAGUACAGCAGCUGCAUCAUCAAAACCGCAAACAGUAAGGGCUAUACCAGCGUGUAGUAUACCAGGCGCCACAACACCAGCAACAUUUGCAGCCCCAAAAGCAACAGUGGCAGCUACUCCCACAGAAUCAAAUCCUGCAGUAAAAGCUCCUGCCAAGAGCACUGCAACCAAGGGAUUAUCUUCAAAGCCGACUGCAGGUGCAACAACAGCCACGCCAAAAACAGCACCUCCUUCUUCAUCAGUAACUGCCAAGCUACCCGCGGGCUCUGAAACCGACCCAAGGGAACUAUCAUCUGUCAAACAAUCGGACAUAGCUCUAAAAACAACGUGCAGCCCUGCUGCUUCCGAUAUUGCCCCACAAGCUAAAAACAAAGUCAAAACCACGAAACCAGGCACUGCGAAGCCAAUGGCUACAAGUCCUACGAAGUCGACAGUCAAGCCAAUAAAUCCAGUAUCAACCAGUCCCACGAAAACAAUAAGGGGAAAAGCUAUAACUUCACCUGGAACCUCUGCUAACACAGGAGCAGUGGGAACCGUUGGUAAGACAGGAGCUUCUACCAGUAAGACCACUAGCAGCGGCAAAGCGAAAGCAAAUUUAUCAGCAUCAACUAGGAAAUAAGCAGACGAAGUGAUCUCGUAUUCUCAUAAAACUAAAAAUAGGUAAAUGGGAUAGAAUGAAUCUGUUGAGAUCAUACUAUUGCCCAAUAUCGAAUACUAUUUUUAUAAGUAUUAUAUAUCUAACGAGCUAAGCAAACAAAUUUUGUUAGCCCAACGGCAAC